Pomacea canaliculata is the source of this 1884-nucleotide messenger RNA. Its product is annotated as retinol dehydrogenase 7-like. Bases 277 to 1260 code for a protein of 327 amino acids. The transcript has 6 exons. Lineage: Eukaryota; Metazoa; Mollusca; Gastropoda; Architaenioglossa; Ampullariidae. The record is from RefSeq and is a predicted model, not a curated record.
GGGCGAAGGGCGCGGCAGGAUGGUAAACACCGGAUUGUGGCGUUUUACUAGGACCAUAAAGAUUCAGUCUGUUGAAAAUGGACUGUACUUAAAGUGCAGAAUUUAUUCACCUUAGUUGAUUUUUUUUCAGUAUAUGGCCCUGUUCGUAGUGGCUUCGUAAUAAAUAAUUCCUACAUUCGUGACAUGGGGCCGGGUUAAAAUUGUGUUUGUCACGUGGUUCACCUUUCCCUUUGCUGAUUUCUUUGUGGCUUGCAGAUUAAAGUCGAUCGAGGCUGAAUGAGCAAGCUCCCGGCAAUGGAUUGCUGCUGCGUCGCUGGGCUGCUUCUUGCUGUAGUGUUAAUUUACCAGCUGGUGACGUGGCUGAGGUCACGCAUGCGUGUCAGCAACUACGACAAGAAGCACGUGCUUGUGACAGGUUGUGACACAGGCUUCGGUUGUCUCCUCGUUAAGCGCCUCGACGUGUUAGGGUUCCGAGUGUUUGCCGCCUGUCUGACGUCACAAGGGGCGGAGAAACUGCAGGCAGCGAGCUCUUCUCGCGUCACCACGCUGGUGCUUGACGUCACAGACGAGAAGAGUAUCAGCGCCGCCAGAGACUUUGUGGCCGCCAGACUGCCGGAGGGUCAAGGUCUGUGGGGUGUUGUAAACAAUGCGGGCAUCAGUGGUCCUGUCGCUCCCAGCGAGUGGGUGUCACGUGAUGGGUAUCAGGCAUGUCUGGCGGUCAACCUCUUCGGCCUGAUUGACGUCACUCGGACCUUCCUUCCGCUCGUGCGUCGCGCGCGAGGACGUGUUGUGAACACCGCGAGUACUUUGGGAAGAAUCGCCAUUGCGCCUUCUCCUUACUGCGUGUCUAAAUAUGGCGUGGAGGCUUUCUCCGACUGUCUUCGGAGGGAGGUGUACAGACAGGGUGUACAAGUUUGCAUUAUAGAACCUGGAUACUUCAGAACAGACAUCCUUGGACAAGAGAGACUUUUAAAAUCUUUUAAGAAAUCCUACGAUGCCACACCCGUUGACAUCAGACGGCAUUACCCAGAAUUUACAUUGGAAGCAUUUCAAAAGAUGGCCACCAAUGUUUGGUCUCGCAUUUCGCCGAAGCUGCACCUGGUGGUGGACGCCUACGUCUUGGCUCUGACGUCACGGUUCCCGCCGACAAGGCAGUUGGUGGGCAGUGACGUGCGUCUGUUCUACCGCCUGCUGUGGAACUUGCCUACGCCCCUCACCGACUGGAUUCUCAUCAAAUUAUUAGAGUCAGCUGCACACUAAUAGCAAAGACCUAGUCUACUUUGAUACUUCAUAGUAAAAUAUUUGUCAGAUAGACACUCUGUUUGGUCUCCAUGUAAAUGUUGCAUACUUGACAAAAAACUUUGCAAAUUCAAACUCCAGUUUAUCACCUUGAACUAGUCUGUCUUCCGCAGUAAAGUGUGUUUUAUUGUUUUGAUGUGACAUGACAUUUUAUUAUUGCUUUUAUGUCUGAAGGACGUCACUCGGAGCUUUUAACUGUUUGUGCAUCGCUCGCAUGGACAUGUUGUGAACAUUGAGAACUGUCACUGACCCCUCUCCUAUGUGUCACGUGUUGUUUGAUUGUCCUGCCUAUGACAAUGAUGCAUCUAAAAUUGAUGUUUUAAAGUUUACAAUACCUUAUGAACAGAGCUCUCAUUGAAUGACACGAAUUUUCAUAGAUAACUCCGAAACAACCAUCAAGCAAAUCUCUAGAUAUCUGUAUCAAGUAUUUCAAAACAGAAAUGAAUGAAUACUUUGUCGGAAAGAUAAAGAAAUGUUAGUAUGCAUAGAUAAUACUAUUGUAAAUAUUGCUGAUUCUGUUUUAUUUCAUUUAAUUUCUCCAUUGAAACAAACAAAAGGAUUUGCUCAAUAAACAAUUCGUUCGUU